Nylanderia fulva is the source of this 1117-nucleotide messenger RNA. RefSeq names its product beta Hydroxy acid dehydrogenase 1 (gene Had1). Lineage: Eukaryota; Metazoa; Arthropoda; Insecta; Hymenoptera; Formicidae. Gene Ontology annotation, molecular function: NAD+ binding; L-gulonate 3-dehydrogenase activity. The record is from RefSeq and is a predicted model, not a curated record. Gene Ontology annotation, biological process: fatty acid metabolic process.
AGGGGAUUGAUAGUGUGAAUGUAUAUAUGUAUCUACACCUUCGUCGACCCCAUUCUUGAAACGUUCAAUUUCACCAAGACCCAUCUGAUCAACACUCAUUUGGUAGCAAUGUCGACUAAAAACGAAAAGAUUGGGAUAAUUGGCAGUGGUUUAAUCGGACGGAGUUGGGCGAUGCUUUAUGCCGGCGUAGGAUAUCAAGUUACUAUUUACGACAUUGUCCAAGAUCAAGUUAAGAACGCGUUGGAAGAUAUCCAUCAACAGUUGAAACGUCUUGAAACUGACGGUCUUCUUCGUGGUACAUUGACGGCGAAUCAACAAUUUCAACUAAUAAAAGGCUCUUCCAAUUUGGCGGAGACUGUGAAAGGUGCAAAAUUGAUCCAGGAAUGUGUGCCAGAAAAUCUUCCGUUAAAAUUGAAACUUUACAAUGAUAUCGACAAGGUUGUCGAUGACAAAGUGAUCAUAUCCUCUUCAACAUCUACGUUUCGUCCAUCUCUUUUCAGCGAGAAGCUGAAACAUCGUGAGCAAAUCAUAGUUUCCCACCCUGUAAAUCCUCCUUAUUAUGUGCCUCUCGUGGAGGUAGUACCAGCCCCAUGGACACGUCCUGACAUUCCAGAGAAAACAAAAGCCAUAAUGAUCGAAAUUGGUCAAAAACCUGUUGUUUUUGGGAAGGAAAUUGAUGGUUUCGCACUCAAUAGAAUACAAUAUGCGAUCUUAAACGAAGCUUGGAGAUUGGUGGCUGAUGGAGUGUUAAGUGCAAAGGAUGUUGAUGCAGUGAUGAGCGAAGGUCUUGGAAUGCGUUAUGCUUUUCUCGGUGCUUUCGAGGCCGCGCAUUUGAAUGCCGAAGGAAUGAAAAAGUAUUGUGAAACGUAUAACAAAUCAAUCUAUGAUGUGAGCAUGACCUUUGGACCAGUGCCCAAAUUUGUUGGUGAAAUGGCAGAAAAAAUUAGCAAUGAAUUAAAUGAGAUGUGUCCGCUGGAUAAAUUACAAGAACGACGAGCGUGGCGCGAUACUGCUUUGACAAAAUUAUCUAUACUCAAGAAAGAGUUAAACAAGACCGAACAGUAAAAAGAUACUUAUUAAAUAGCUUUCAUACAAUUGAUGUUAAAUAUUUUUUUCU